This is a messenger RNA of Paramuricea clavata, 4481 nucleotides long. Lineage: Eukaryota; Metazoa; Cnidaria; Anthozoa; Malacalcyonacea; Plexauridae. The record is from the annotation of a GenBank genome assembly.
AUGGCCACUCUUGGUGAAGCGAUCUGUUGUGAUUCGAUAAAGUCACUAGUGGAGGAGAAGAUUGAAGCGAACAAAACAUUAUGCGGUGUUGGAAGCACACUUUCUCCUCAGUGUUGCAGAGAUAUUGCAAAUAUGGUUAAACAAUAUGUUGAUGCAUAUGAAACAUUAUGUUUGAAUAAUAGUAAGUAUUGGUAAAGUCUUUAUUUGCAUUUAUAAUAUAGUAUUUGUAAAUUCUGAACGCUGAUUGGCUAAGAGCCGUGUUGAUAUAACUCCAUGUCAACACGGGAAAUUUUCCGCCGCUUGUAAACACGGAACUUUUUCUUAUUCUUCGGGCUUUUGACAUUGCUAUAUUAUAAAACAAAUAUAAAACAUUUCUUCCGUAUUGAUAUAUCGUUAUAUCAACACUCGUGGAAGUUGGGAAAACUCGAAAUUGUGUGAAAACACUCCGCCCUUCGGGCGUCGUGUUUCCACACAAUUUCUCGUUUUCCUAAUUUCCACUCGUGUUGAUAUAACUGUAUAUCAACACGGAAAAUGUUUUAUAUUUGUUAAGUGUAACACAGAAGAGCAAAAAUAAGUCAGUUAACAUGCACCGAAGCACGUAACGAACGUCAAUAUUAAUAACGUGAGAAUCUGAUUUCUGAUUGGUUAUUCAUAUAAUAAUACGUAAUUAAACGACGAAUUGACUACACUCCAUAUAUAGCAAACGCUUGUUACCUUUGUCGAUCGCUUUAUAUAGUCUAGGACCUGUAUAUGAGUUUGUAUGCAUUUCAUUUAGGACAGAUAAUCUCAACUGUUUUAGGGCAAGUUGACCAUGACGGUCAACAUGGUAACGCUGCCCGAACCCCAAUCCGGGACGAAACGUCCGAAACUGACCACACCCAAGAACGACGCUUUCGCCAUACUGCUAUCUACCAAACCAUAAAAGCUUUGGCUAUUCUGAGGUGCUUAUAUGGUUCAGAGAUGGUACUUUUGGGGUGGUCAUUGGUAAGUGUGGAAUGCCUAGCACUAAUAUUUCACAAGAAAAUGACCAUGCAAUAAUCAUAGUUAAACGUCAAUUUGUGGCUUGCAACUUCAGAUAAACAACAGUGGACUUACAUUACCUUUUUCCCUAAAUCUUUUUGAUAGAAACAUAAUUGGUACUUAUUUAAAUAUAUUAUCACUGGUUUGGUGUAAAUAGUUAAUAUUUUCUGACCGAAAUAAUAAUUUGAAAUGUGCCUACCUCCUGAAAAUGGACGUAUUUGGCCAAGUUCUCCACUUUACUCCGCUGUUUAUCGGCAAUCUCGUCGACAUCCUACAAAAAAUGUAAAUCAUCUCAGACAUAAUGGUAUCAAGAACAUUUUAAACAAGUUUCAACUUGGUUUCAAGUAGAUCAUACCUGUUUAACCAUCGACAAGGGAAAUCCACAACUUUGUCCAAAUUCGGCGCAUUUUGUUAUCCCAUGUCACUUGUUAACAAUUCAGCCUUGUUACUCUUCCAUCCAAGCCAUUUCCAUUGCACAAAUAACAAAUUUAACCCUUUGUUAAGGGUAUUAAAAUAAAAAUACAAAUGAAAUAUGCGAAAUGCAGCAUUUUAUCACCCUGUAAGAUCUUGCUCACGAGUCUUUCAAAACAUUCCGUACAAAUCUCGCGUGACAAAGUAACAGGGACGUGACAGGGGGGGGUGAAUUAUUUCACGAAGAUAGAAGAAGGCUGCGUGAAAUAGACUAAAAGCUAAAGACAAUCAUACAAAUGUUUGUUUUAUUUCUUGUAGCGACAAAUAUAUACAUAUUAUUAUUUAUUAAUAUGAACAAGUCAUACAAAUUAAAUGCUGAUUGUUGGUUACCGUUUAAUGGUUUUACGAUACUGUGUGGGGCUUUGCUUUCAUUUUUCAAGUCUCUACCCCCCCUGUCACGUCCCUGUUGCUAAACCACGCGAGAUUUGUACGAAAUGUUUUGAAGGACUCGUAAGCAACAUUUUACCGUGUGAUAAAAUGCUGCAUUUCGCAUAUUUCAUUUGUAUUUUUAUUUUAAUACCCUUAACAAAGGGUUAAAUUUGUUAUUGGUGCAAUGGAUAUGGCGUGAAUGGAAGAGUAACAAGGCCGAAUUGUUGACAACCGACAUGGGAUGACAAAAUGGCGCCGAAUUGGGCCAUUCCAUUUAAUAUGCGCACCCCCCCUAUUGAGGGUUGGGAUAUCCAGGGGGUCCAAAGAACAAAAAUCCAUUAGGAGAAAGAAAUUUUUCAAGAUAUAUCCAUGGGUAAAUAUAAAAAAAUCCAAAUAAAAAUCCAAAUGGAAAAAAUUUAAACAAAAUAAAUCCAUGGUAGUAAAUUUAUUUAUUCAUGGCAGUAAAUUUAUCAGUGAAUUUAUUUGUGUAUUAAUUCUAUUUCAAAGAACAUAUGCAAAAUAUCCAUUGAACAAAUUUAACAAAAUCCAAAAAUCCAGGGGGAGAAAUUAUGUUUAACCCUCAAUAGGUUAACAAAGGUUUAGAAAAUCCACGGGAAAUGUUAAAAUGAGAAAUCCACAUACCCUAUUACUAAAGCAAUAUCCAGGGGGUAUUUUUUGUAAACCCUCAAUAGGGGGGGUGCGGUUAAUAAAUGGAAUGGCCCAUUUGGACAAAGUUGUGGAUUUACCUUGUCGAUGGUUAAACAGGUAUGAUCUACUUGAAACCAAGUUGAAACUUGUUUAAAAUGUUCUUGAUACCAUUAUGUCUGAGAUGAUUUACAUUUUUUGUAGGAUGUCGACGAGAUCGCCGAUAAACAGCGGAGUAAAGUGGAGAACUUGGCCAAAUACGUCCAUUUGCAGGAGGUAGGCACAUUUCAAAUUAUUAUUUCGGUCAGAAAAUAUCAACUAUUUUACACCAAAUCAGUGAUAAUAUAUUUAAAUAAGUACCAAUUAUGUUUCUAUCAAAAAGAUUUAGGGAAAAAGGUAAUGUAAGUCCACUGCUGUUUAUCUGAAGUUGCAAGCCACAAAUUGACGUUUAACUAUGAUUAUUGUAUGGUCAUUUUCUUGUGAAAUAUUAGUGCUAGGCAUUUCACACUUACCAAUGACCACCCCAAAAAGUACCAUCUCUGAACCAUAUAAGCACCUCAGAAUAGCCAAAGCUUUUAUGGUUUGGUAGAUAGCAGUAUGGCGAAAGCGUCGUUUUUGGGUGUGGUCAGUUUCGGACGUUUCGUCCCGGAUUGGGAUUCGGGCAGCGUUACCAUGUUGACCGUCAUGGUCAACUUGCCCUAAAACAGUUGAGAUUAUCUGUCCUAAAUGAAAUGCAUACAAACUCAUAUACAGGUCCUCGACUAAUACGCGGUAUUGAACAUAUAUUGGCAUUGCAUGUUAUCACUAAUCUUAUAAUAAUUCGAUUUGUUAGCACUCCUAACCUUACUAUCUUACUAAGCUACUGCUGUGACAGUUGGAUCAUGUCUUGCGUAUCGGGUUUGCACUUAGCUGAAAAUUAGCCCCCAAAAUAAAACCCGUUCUGCCGCCACUGGACUCAGUCCUUUGAGACCUUUCAAAAGUUGGUCAAAAAGUUCACCAAAACUUGUUCUAAAUAUCAGGAUCACGCCCCCCCCCCCUCCCACCCACCCAGUGUUAAUAUGUUCAGAAAAUAUUACCAACCGUUGAAACAAGCAUGUUUAAAUUAUUAACUCGCUUUCAAUCCGGAGGUUUGAUCUAUCGAUUCUUCAAUUGCCGCAGUGAUGAUGAGUAUAUAAAUUAAAAAUAAAACAUUGACAAUAUUUAAAACAUUUCCAAAAUACUAAAUUUAUAAUAAUCAGUGAUAAUGAUAAUCAGUAAUAAUAAAACUGGAAGUUUGCAAACUGAACUCCCAAUGCCAUACGAUUCCUAAAUGGGCAACAAGCAUCUCGACAUUGUUCGAAAAUUGGAAGAAUUUUAAUCUUGAAUGUGGAAAAGUGUGAUUUCAGCCGACCACUUUAAAUCGGAUCGUAUUUAGCCCGCGUGCAGGCCCAAGGGAGCAGGCUGAAGGGAACUUCAGUUCCCUUGGGCCUGCACGCGGGCUAGAUCGUAAUUGGUUAUUUUUAUCGCAAUGAUUCCAUGAAGGUGUCAUUUGACAGCUAAAACGCUGAUCUUUAUUCAUAAUUGAUCUUCAUAAUCAUUGUAAAUGUAAUAAUUAACACCAAAAAUAGAGCCAUUUUUCUGCAGUCUAAUGGCAAAUUAUCUAUUUUAUUCAAGUUUCAUGUACAGAUCCCAAACCAUUAGGAAUGAGAAGUGGUAAAAUACCUGAUGAUGCAGUAACGGCGUCGUCUACUAUUUCCAGCGGUUACAAACCUAGCUAUGCAAGACUGACAAGGGUAGGUUCUAGCUGCUCUUGGGCACCUCCUGCAGCAGGGAGAAUCGGCUCGUGGCUUCAGGUUGAUCUGGGAAAAGUCACCACAGUGACAGGAAUAGCAACCCAGGGCUCAUGUGAUAGCAAAGAAUGGGUAAAGUCGUACUCAGUUUCCUACAGCAAUGAACACAAUUCAUGGACACCUUACGAAGAAUCAGGGAAUGUAAAG